Messenger RNA from Hippoglossus stenolepis (Pacific halibut), 1414 nucleotides. RefSeq names its product ceramide synthase 5. Gene Ontology annotation, cellular component: membrane. NCBI's taxonomy places the organism in Eukaryota, Metazoa, Chordata, Actinopteri, Pleuronectiformes, Pleuronectidae. The record is from RefSeq and is a predicted model, not a curated record. Gene Ontology annotation, biological process: ceramide biosynthetic process. Gene Ontology annotation, molecular function: DNA binding; sphingosine N-acyltransferase activity. Bases 1 to 1149 code for a protein of 382 amino acids. The transcript has 10 exons.
AUGACUUCCUCUUUCUCGGCCUGGUUUUGGAGCGAUAGAUUCUGGCUUCCCGAAAAUGUUACAUGGGCGGACCUGGAACAUCCCCCACCUGGUGAGGAGUAUCCCCGGGCGGGAGACGUCCUGUACGCCCUGCCUCUGUCUGCCGGGGUGUUUCUCCUGAGGCUGCUGUUCGAGAGGCUGGUGGCCAAGCCCUGUGCCCACAUACUUCAGAUUCAGGCGGGAGUGCCUCGGCAAGCUCUGCCCAACGCUGCCCUGGAGAGGCUGUAUCUGUCCAAAACGAGUCCAGACACAAGGCAACUGGAGGGUCUGUCCAAGCAGCUGGACUGGGAUGUACGAAAAAUACAGCGAUGGUUUCGCAUCCGCCGGAACCAGGACAGGCCCAGUACGCAGACAAAGUUCUGUGAGAGCAUGUGGAGAUUUACAUUUUACUUGGGGAUUUUUAUCUAUUCCAUUCGUCAUUUGUGGGUGUCGCCGUGGAUGUGGGAUACCAGAAUAUGCUGGCACAAGUUUCCUUUGCAGGCGCUGAGCCCUGGACAGUACACCCACUAUGUAGCUGAGCUGGCUUUCUAUUGGUCGCUGAUGUUUUCCCAGUUCACAGACAUAAAACGCAAGGAUUUCAUGAUCAUGCUUGUCCACCACAUGGCCACCAUAAUCCUCAUCACUUUCUCCUAUGCCAACAACAUGCUAAGAGCUGGUACUUUGGUCAUGUGUGUGCACGAUGCAUCCGACAUCUUCCUUGAGGCAGCCAAGCUGGCUAACUAUGCCAAGUACCAGAGGCUAUGUGAUGGCCUGUUUGUGAUGUUCAGCAUAGUUUUCUUCAUCACUCGACUUGUCAUCUAUCCUUUCUGGAUUGUUAACAGUGUUCUGUUUGAGAGCUGGGAGAUCGGCGGGCCAUACCAGGCCUGGUGGCUGUUCAACGGGUUGCUGCUGGUCCUGCAGGCUCUUCACAUCAUCUGGUUCUACCUCAUCGCUCGUAUUGCCAUCAAAGCCAUAUUCAAGGGAAAGGUGUCAAAAGACGACCGCAGUGACAUCGACAGCAGCUCAGAAGAAGAGAUUAAUUCCAGUUGCAGUAAAAGUCCUGCAGGGACCCUGAACAUAAAGGGCCGCAGUCACACUGGGAACCUUAAUGGAGAAACUCAUGACCACUGAGCACCAGGAGGAGGAUAUUUACUUCCAGUGUGGCUUUCACUCAGGCUCUGUGUGCCGGUGAGGCCCACCCUCCUCACUUGACCAACUUCUUUUUUUUUUUUUCUUCAAAUGGAGAGGACUGGAUACAGGGCGACUCCAUAUGCGGGAUCGGAUUUGGCACUGUGUCCCUGUGUCAGGUUUACACUGUGUGAGGUUUACUCCUGCUUUGUGCUGACAGAGGCAGACGGAGAAAUCUGUGUGGUCUGUCUGCACCUCGCUGUGUGUG